This is a messenger RNA of Achroia grisella, 4927 nucleotides long. Its product is annotated as toll-like receptor 6. The record is from RefSeq and is a predicted model, not a curated record. The transcript has a single exon. NCBI's taxonomy places the organism in Eukaryota, Metazoa, Arthropoda, Insecta, Lepidoptera, Pyralidae. Bases 211 to 4236 code for a protein of 1341 amino acids. Gene Ontology annotation, molecular function: protein binding. Gene Ontology annotation, biological process: signal transduction.
GUCGCAUCUCAGCCGCGCUCGGGUGUAGCGUUUUUUCCGCUGCAACUUUUCGCGCUCGAGCCGUUAUGCAUCGUACUUCGAAACAAGUUUGACGGGAAAAUCGUGAAGUUUUCCGAGAGCGCCCGGAUUGGCGUAGCAAUGAACGCGAUAAUAGCGAACCCAAUAGUGACGAUUUAAAUACAGUGACAGUUUAAAAGUGAAUUAAUCGAGAUGUUUUCAAUGGGAUUUUUGGCUAUAUGGUAUGCGGUGUGGUGCUGGAUAUGUUCGAGUGCCGGCGGGGCGUCAUUGACGAGCCGUGUGGCAGAGGCUCCGCAGGAGUGCGAGUGGCAGCGAGUCUCAGGUGGCGCCGGUGAGCCCACUCGAGUACAGCUGACUUGCUCGCUGCGUACGGCUGCCGGUGCUACCGACUUGCUUGCGGGACUUAGCACUUCUCAGGCACAACGAAUCACGUCACUUGACCUUCUUUGCACAGACGUUCUCUUCUUUGAGAGUUCUUUGGAUGUCGGCAGAAGAAAAGAGGAAGGCACAGAACUGUUGUCUCGUUUUCAUAAUUUAAAGGAAUUGAGAAUAGAGUCAUGUAAGAUCAGAUACGUACCUUCAGCUGUUUUAUCACCGCUUAGCGGUCUACGAAGUCUUAGUAUUCGUACUCAUAAUACUGACUGGUCUGCAAUGUCUAUGGAAUUUCAUAGAGACACAUUCCGAGGACUGACCGACUUGAGAAUUUUGGACUUGGGCGAUAAUAACAUAUGGAUUUUACCUUCCGAAAUAUUUUGUCCUUUGUAUAAUUUAAAGGAUCUAAAUGUAACUCAAAACCGAAUACAAGAUAUUUCUACUUUAGGAUUUUCUGAUUGGGGCAAUGGACCCACUGCACCCGGGAAGUCUUGCAAUACUGUACUAGAAACAUUAGAUAUGUCAUACAAUGAAAUUAGUUCACUGCCUGACAAUGGCUUGUCAAGUUUACGAGCAUUACAAAAAUUAUUUUUACAAAAUAACAGAAUAUUGUCCGUCGCUGAUAGAGCAUUCGUUGGAUUAAGUGAUUUACAAAUUCUCAACUUAUCUACUAAUGCUUUAACUGCCCUUCCACCAGAAAUGUUUCAAUCAUCGAGAGAUAUUAAGCAAAUAUACCUGAACAAUAACUCUUUAAGUGUUCUUGCACCAACUCUUCUGGAAGGAUUAGAUCAACUACAAAUAUUAGAUUUAUCUGUAAAUGAAUUAACCAGCGAAUGGAUUAAUAGAGAUACAUUUUCUGGUCUUGUACGACUCAUAGUUUUAAAUUUAUCGCACAACAGAAUAACAAAAAUAGAUGCUUUAUUAUUUCAAGAUUUGAAUAAUUUGCAAUUUUUAAGUUUAGAAUACAAUCACGUAUCACGUAUAGCAGAUGGUGCAUUUACCAAUUUGAAAAAUUUGCAUUCACUUUCAUUGGCUCAUAACAAUAUUAUUGAAGUAGAUAGUAGUCAUUUUUCAAAUUUAUAUGUACUAAAUCAAUUAUUCCUUGAUGGCAAUAGAAUAACAAAAGUAGACUUGCGAUCCUUUGAAAAUAUUACAAAAUUGCACGAUUUGGGACUCAGUGGAAACCAGUUAUCGGAGGUACCGGAGGCCAUAAAGACAUUAAGAUUUUUAACAUCCCUAGAUUUAGGUAUGAAUAGAAUAACAAAAGUAUCAACUACUCAAUUUGAAGGGUUAGAUGAUUUAUACGGUUUACGACUUGUUGGAAAUAAACUAGAAAAAGUAUCUAAGGAUACAUUUAUAACUUUACCGUCACUGCAAAUAUUAAAUUUAGCAUCAAAUAAUAUAGAUCAAAUAGACGAUGGUGCUUUUUCAUCCAAUCAACAGUUAAAAGCAAUUGGAUUGGAUGGUAAUAAACUGGUGGAUUUAAAAGGAAUAUUUACAAAUCAACAGUCACUUGUUUGGUUAAAUGUAUCCAAUAAUGAAUUAUUGUGGUUUGACUAUAGUCAUAUACCGACCAAUUUAGAAUGGCUAGAUAUGCAUGAAAAUAAAAUAGAAAAGCUUGAAGAUACAUAUAAUUUAAAAGAAUCCUGUAAUUUAAAAAUGCUUGACGUCAGUUAUAAUAAAAUUAAGAGUAUUGACGAAUUUUCAUUUCCAAGCAGUAUAGAAACAGUGGUAUUGAAUAACAAUUAUAUUGAAAAAAUAAACCCCGGUACAUUUUUACAGAAAUAUAAUCUCAACAAAGUAAUGCUAUAUUCAAAUAAGAUUAAAACUUUAGAAGCUGGUAGUUUUGCGAUAUCAACUGUUCCCGAGGAGAAAGAUUUACCAGAGUUCUAUGUCAGCGAAAACCCAUUUGUGUGCGACUGCACAAUGGAAUGGCUGCAGAGAAUUAACCAAUUAAGUGACCUCAGACAGCGCCCGAGAGUAAUGGAUUUAGAAAGUGUAAGGUGCUCUUUAACGCAUUCAAGAACAAAAUCUGAUACUUUACUACUUGAAGUCAAAUCUUCAGAAUUCUUAUGCCGUUACGAUUCGCAUUGUUUCACCCUGUGCCAUUGUUGUGACUUUGACGCAUGUGAUUGUAAGAUGACUUGUCCAGAUAAUUGUUCGUGUUAUCAUGAUCUUACCUGGAACUCCAAUGUGGUUGAUUGUUCAAAUGCCGGUUAUGAUCACGUACCGGAGCGAAUACCGAUGGAUGCGACCGAAAUAUACUUGGAUGGAAACGAUCUAAAAGAAUUAGGAAAUCACGUUUUUAUUGGUAAAAAACGGUUACAAGUAUUGUAUCUAAAUAACAGCAAUAUCAAUACAAUACAAAAUAGAACAUUUAACGGGAUCGAAUCACUCAGAAUUCUUCAUUUAGAAAAUAAUAAAUUGGAAGUACUUAGGAACACACAAUUUACGAAGCUUCAGAAUUUAAUUGAGCUUUAUUUAAGAGAGAACAAAAUAAAAGUAAUAGAAAAUGAUACUUUUAAUUACUUGCCGUCACUGGAGUACUUAGACCUUGACAACAAUGGUUACGUUGAUUUUAUGCCGUGGAGAGUUAUUACAGACAACAAUCCUCGUACACGUGUCUCUGUAGAUGGGAACAACUGGAUAUGCGAUUGUAAAAAUGUAGCUCAGCUGAAUCAAUGGCUCAUAAAAAAAUCAAAAGAUACUGAAACCAUGAUGUGCUACUUUGCUCAUGGUCUGCCGAUGAAUAAAACUAUUGCGACAGUAGCAAAGGAAUGUAAAGCAGAGUCCACUACUGAAGAAACAGGGACCGAAACUCUAAAACGAAAAUUCAUCGAACCGAAUGACGGUGUCGAAAAUUAUAUACCAUAUAUCUCAGCGGUUUUGAUAAUAGUAAUUAUACUUCUUCUUAUGUGCGCUUUGCUGUUCAUGUUCAGAGAAGAUUUUAAAUUAUGGAUGCAUUCAAAGCACGGUAUCAGAGUAUUUAGUUCCACUUCAAAAGACAUGAAUGAUAAUAAAAAUAAACGAUUUGAUGCAUUUUUCAUAUAUAACUCACGAGAUGAGGAUUUUGUGAAUCGCGCUGUAAGCUCGGAGUUAGAAAACUUGGGUCAUUCUCUAUGUUUACAACAUAGAGACAUGCAAUUGAUUGAAGGACGAUCUGGAGACAGUUUGAUCAGUGCCGCGGAAAGUUCAAAGAGACUAGUUAUAGUGUUAUCAAUAAACUUCUUACAACAUGAGUGGUAUGUGCCAGAGUCUAAAGCCGCCGUACAAAGUGCUAUUAACUCAGUGAACGUUAGGCAUAUGCGUCAAAAAAUUAUAUUCCUUGUUAUUACUGACUUAAGUGCCAUAAAUAUAGAUCCCGACCUAAAACGGUUACUUAAAACGUGUACAGUGAUUGUGUGGGGUGAGAAAAAUUGUUGGGAAAAGCUAAAUUUUCGUUUACCGGAUGUGGACGUGACAUUACCGAAUCGGACGCUUCACAAUGCGAAUAACAUAAAAAGUAGUAAUAGAGAUGGCUUUAGUAGGCAUGGGAAUUCGAGAUAUACGGCACCCCCAACAUCUCACGAUCCUUGGUAUAAGUAUGGCAUGUCACCACCUAUUCUAAUGAUGUCGAGCCCCAUGCAUUCGACUAGCGCGAGUGCAGAGGUAUCGGCUAGAAGUACUGAGGAUGAGACAUGUUCUGUCGCGAGUAGUGAAGGUCGUCCUGAUGACCGACUUCCGCAUCAUCAUAGCUACGUUUCCAUAGACAAUCAUCAAUGUGAAGAGAGGCCAUUAAGGCCGCCGCAACAAAUUCCCAUGUCUAGUGCAAGGCCUAAUAAUAUGAGAAAGACUUACUUUGUAUAAAAUAAAAUUUAAUAAACAUGUGAUCUGUACUUUUUAAGUGUAAAUGAGAAUGUAAUUACAGAAUGUAAGUGAAAAUAUAAAGCAACUAUAUUUAUAUAAUUUCAUACAAACGCUUUUGUUAUUAUGUAGUUGGUGCUGUUUGAUAUAUGUAUGUAUGUAAAAAUAAUGAUAAAUAUCAGACUAAAAAGCAUAUAAAUUAUAGUUCUUAACUAAAGUUAAAUUUUAGUUUCUUGUAAGUACUCUAAGUACUUAUUAGAAAAUAAAACUUUCGUUUAAAGAAUUUAUUGUACCUGUCUUCAGUAAUCAACUUUAUUGAUUUUGUUGUAAAUAGUUUCGUGUACAUUCCCUCCUUUAUAUAUUUGUAACGCCUCAGAUACAUUUUUAUUUCACCGAUGUAAUAUUUAAAGUUCCUGGUUGAAGUUGUAAGUUAGAUAAAAAGCAUAUGACUUAUUUGUGAUAAUGUUAGGUACUUAUAUUUAAUAGUAUGCUUUGGUGUGAAAGAGUCGUGUAGGUAUGUAUACAUAUAUAUAUAUUUGUACAAAAUGUAAAAUAGUUUUGAAGAACUGAAAUGUACCCUAGUCAAUUGUAAAUACUGUAACUUUAAGUGAACAUAAUUUUGUGAUGUAAUUUUUAGCUAGAACAUGAACAAAUUCGUAUUUAUUACGCUUCCAAGAGUAUGAAUAAAUUAAUA